CGUGUUAAAGGGACCAGCUGUCGGUUGGGAAAACAUCUGUCGUUCAAACGCGUGAAUCAACAUAAUGGAAAAUGUAAAUAGUAGUAAAAUGUUAGCUGGAUAUGCAAUCACUCUUGUGUAUACAUUGCUGAAAUAAACAUUAAAGAAAAUUUAUUUCGAAUAUCAGUUUAGAUUUUCUUCUUUGCAAGGUUGUGAUUAUUUAUAAAAGAAAGAAAAUCAACUGUGUUUAAAAUGGAUAGAGCAUAAUAUAUUGUGUUAUAUCAUAUAAAAUACAGUGCAAUGUAUAUGGACGUUUCGAUGGAGCACAUGCGGCCUGACAAAGCCGAUCGUCCGGUGGAAGCGGCACAAUACGCAUCGCAAAGCCAGCAGAGGCAACCUUUUAUCCCGACCAACAUGUUCCUACAUGGAUAUAAGGACUGCGCGCAAGAGGCACUGUGGUACCUUACAGAAGUAGAGAAGUUACCUCCAGAUCAUUCUACAGUUGUAGGACUAAAGGAACAUCUUUAUGAAGAAUAUCGUUUGUUCCGGAUGCAACAUAUGCUCAGAAAUGCCUUACAAAUGUGUAAUGAAGAAGAUAUGUAUAAAGCACUACCCGGUACAAAGCUUAAUCAAGAGAGAGAAAACGAUGUAGAUACCUUUGAUGUGAUACUAAAUGGCGCUAAAGAAAGCGUCACUAAGUGUGCAAUACAAUCAGAAUCUGUGCCAAAAUGUGAGAAAAAUGUACAAGAAUGCUCUUUUACAGCUAACACAGACAGUGUACAGAAAAACAACAAAGGUAUUUCGAGUAAUUUCGAAGAACAGUCUGUAAAAAGUCCAAUGUUUGAGGAUCAGGAAAAUGACUCUGAAACUGAACUUUCACCUGAAGCUUACAAGGUAGCUGUAGCACUUGCUGAGGAAAUCUACUCUCUACUUCAAGGUCAAGAUGAUGUCAUCGAAGAGCAAGGUGAUCUAGAUUACUGGAGUGAUACCGACAUUGAGAAUGAAAGUGCUGACGAAGGCUUCGAAGAAAUGAUCGAACCUUAGUAUUUCUUUAUGUUUCUGUUGAAUAUCUUUGGUUUUAUUUUUACAAAACUAUUUAUUUCAAAUGUUACUUUUUACAUACAUAUUUCUUCUUUGUUUAGAAUUGUACAUUUUAUAUUUACAACAGGUUCAAGUUACAUGUAGACAUAAUUGAGAUUAACUAUAGUUUUACCAUCAUAUAUAAAACAUUGAUUUUCUUCAAGAAAUGAAAGCUUACGCCGUAGUCAGUUUCCAUCUAUGGAAGAGAGCAAGCGUCAAUACGCUGAUCGGCAAUUGAUGUCCUCCAACUAUCUUUAAUUACCAUUUACCGAGUAAUAUGAAAAUUAAUUAACCUUUACCUUGCUAAAGUUCUAAAAUGGACUGGCCAUCAUUCAGUUUGGGCAAUACCAUUUAUUAUUAGAAUGGGUGUUCACUGAAAAUUUACUGACUGAAUAGCGAACAGUGCAGUCCAUGAUGUGCAGGCUGAUCUUGGUCUGCACUGGUCGCAAAGGCAGAAUCACUUGCCGCCAGCAGGCUAAAGGCUAAAUGUUUAAGUUUAAGGAAAUUCUGUUCCCGAAUUUCAUUCAGUAUUCUUUCUACUCCAUCAUUCAUCAUCUGCGUUCUACGAUUGUCUUUUUACUCUCUUUCGGCGAUAGACAAAUAACAAUAUUUCCUAUUUUAUUUUAAUUAAUAGAUUUUCCUUCCUAUGAAGAACCUACCUGUGUUUAUUAUUUGGAUUGUGCCUUUACGCAUGUCCCAAGCAUGUCAGCAGGGUUCCUUCUUGGUCGCUAAGGAGUUAUAUCUGAAUGUGGUUAUGUUUUAUAUAGUCUAUUGGCCCAUUUGAUUGAGGUAUUUUCAGUGCAUUUGUCUUGGGUUAUGAUUCUUGCAUUCGUUUCGUCAGAAAAUCUUGUCCAAUGUAAAAAGUUUUUGUUCCUGUCAGUUUGCACCUCGUCGUGUUUUCUUUUUUGCUUCAUUUCAUUUGCGCAUACCAUUAAGAUUAUAAGAUUCUUUCACUGGUUAUAGGUGCAGAUGGGAAUUUCCGGCCUCGAGGGUAACUGUUUAGAAGGUAACGAGACCGAGUUGCCGCCUAAACAGUUACCCGAGAGCCGGAUAUUCCCAUCUGCACCUAUAACCUGUGACAGAAUCUUUUUCUUGCAUACCGAUAUCAAGAUAUAAUAAUAAAAAUAAAAUCAGUCAAACGGCUUUCUUUUUAGAACUAUUUCUUAUAGCAGCGUAUUUAAACAAAGCGCGAGAAAUCAACGUCCGAGAACAGGAAAGACGUCAUGACGUUUCAAAGACAAAUAACAAUGUUUAGUUUCACUUUUGUUUUAUCAGUUCCAGCGUAACGUUAUGAAUUUUUGAUAAAAUAACGUGUUUUGAAUCGAGAAAUAUACUAUCAGGAACAAAGAGGAACUGUCAAGGUACUGGAUUUUUAUUCCGUUUUUCGAAAUAAAAUAUAAAUAAUUACAUAAAUCUUCUACAUAUAUGUAGUUCAUAAUACGUCAUUUAAAGCACGAGAGUCAUCUUACACCCCGGGGUGUAAGAUGGAUUUUUCCAGCACCGGUAAACAUACCGGAAAUCCCCGUCUGGUAUGCAAGAAAUGUACUAUUCGUCGUAUGUGCCUUGUCAGUGAGUCUAGACAUUUUAGUGUUAAAUUGAUUUGCUCACCGUUGUAUAUUUUCAGUUUAGUCAGUUUUAAGGGAGCUGUUAUUAAAUGAUUAAGCUAUCAGCUUUUCUGAUACAGAAAAUUGCUACAGAAUCUUCAAAAUGUGGCUGAAAUUUCACGAAUUCUAUUGUUGAACCGUUUAUAUUUUGGACAGGCUAUGGUCGUUUUAAAUAAAAAUAGUUAAAUACUGUUUAGCGCAUCUCUAAAAAUACAUUCAGAUUAAAUUGAAAUUCCGUAUACGGAAUGAAAGCAAAUGUAAGGCAGACACUUUUGCAUUGGCCAAAAAGUUUUGGUUGAAUUAUAAUCCUUUAACUGAACGGCGUUUUCCUUUGAAUUCAUUCAGAAAGUUUAUAAUUUUUCAUAGGGAGAUUUGGUACGUUACGUAUCUAUCUUUCUUAUUUAAAAUAAACUGCAAUAUGCAUUCUCAAUGCGCACGAUUACUAGUUCCUUUCCCCUAUAAAUUAUUAUUGACAGAGUUAUAUUCCUUUUCUCUGAUCAGAUUGUGUUAAAUUUAUACAUUUGAUAGGUUAUUUGAACGACGUCUAAUUUUAAACGAACAAGUUUUGAGUCUAUGUCGGUCUUGAUCUCAUCUGUCUGACUUAAGUUUUAUUUGAUCUCUUUGGUAUAUUUUAUUUGAUCUCUUCGAUCUAAAUUUGGUUCUGUUUGAUCUCUUCGGCAUUAUAUUAUUUUUGUUUGAUCUCUGCAGAUCCCUGCGCCAUGAAAUAUAUUUAUUGUAUGGAGAAUUGUUGUGUUAUAUUAAAGUAUUGUUUUAUAGACUGUGUUGUAUUUUCUGUUCGCAUAAUGACAGUAACAUUUGCUUAGUCUUGAUGACAUGCCAUGAAUAUACUACCACUUUAGAUUUUAUACAGUUUGCCGGGUUGUAGUUAUGAAUAUAGCCAGUCUAUCCCUCUGAUCCGUGACAUUCCAUGCAAAGCAUGAUUGCAAAUUAUCUAGAUACAUGUACACUGCUGACUAGUGUACAAAAUAAACCAACU
Mercenaria mercenaria is the source of this 3660-nucleotide messenger RNA. RefSeq lists its product as uncharacterized. Lineage: Eukaryota; Metazoa; Mollusca; Bivalvia; Venerida; Veneridae. The record is from RefSeq and is a predicted model, not a curated record. The coding region runs from base 280 to 1023 and encodes 247 amino acids. The transcript is spliced from 2 exons. Gene Ontology annotation, molecular function: DNA binding. Gene Ontology annotation, biological process: regulation of DNA-templated transcription.